Ceratitis capitata (Mediterranean fruit fly) is the source of this 6594-nucleotide messenger RNA. RefSeq names its product collagen alpha-5(IV) chain (gene vkg). NCBI's taxonomy places the organism in Eukaryota, Metazoa, Arthropoda, Insecta, Diptera, Tephritidae. The coding region runs from base 509 to 6037 and encodes 1842 amino acids. Gene Ontology annotation, cellular component: collagen trimer. The transcript is spliced from 9 exons. The record is from RefSeq and is a predicted model, not a curated record. Gene Ontology annotation, molecular function: extracellular matrix structural constituent.
GCUUGUCGGUCUCCAUGUGGGGAGAGUGCUCGACGACCGAUCAUCGAGAUAGAUUUUUAGCAGAUCGCAGCGACUGGAUGCAACGCCGCCCAACGGCAACAACGUUGUGUGCGCCUCCAUUCAUUCCGUUGUCGUAGACAUAGUAGUGUAGCUUUCGUUUUAGUUUCAAAUAAAACAAAUUAUUUAAAAACGGUUUUUAAGCAUUUAAUUCAAAUAUAAAUACAAAAAAAAACACACGCAUCAAAAUUGUCAAAUUGAGAGUCGUGCAAAAAGUUACCUACCGACCAAUGGACAGAUAAAUCAACUUGAAAUCCCAAUAAUUGUAGUGCAGUGCUGCAGGACAAAUUUAAUAUUUCAAAACAUCAAAUGAACUGCGUGUAAAAUUCAAAGAAACUUAACGAUAUACAUAAGUACUGUUUAGUAAAGGUAAUUGCCUUAACGGUGUAGCACAGUGGCUUGGCAAUUGUGGAUUUGUGGUGAUUUAUAAACAUUUAAACGUAGCAUUUCAAUGAUGAUGGUGCCCAGAGGCCUACUCGGUCUCUUGGGAGCAAAUGCCCAGAGGCGAAGUGUACACACCUACUUUUGGACGCUGAUAUUCGCUGUUUAUCUAAUCGCCUUUGUGCGUAAUGAUUACAGUUUCGCUGAUGCUAAGGAGUCGAACAAAAAUUGCAACAACACAGUUUGUGAUUGCAAAGGCUUAAAAGGUCGCCUAGGUGCUAUUGGUCUUAAAGGUUAUCCUGGUAUAGAAGGCCCUCCCGGAGAUAUUGGCCCAAUCGGACCGCUGGGCCGUCGAGGUGAAUAUGGCGAUCCCGGCGAGUAUGGCGAACAAGGCGAAAAAGGACACCGAGGUGAUAUGGGAGAAUUAGGCUUACCUGGUCGGCCUGGACAAACGGGUCCACCGGGUGAAGAUGGUCCUAAAGGUAUAAGUGGCAUUGAUGGUUGCGAUGGCAAGCCUGGUCAGCAAGGUGCCCCAGGUUUACCGGGACUAAAUGGUAAUCGUGGUCAAAUUGGAAAGCCUGGGCCUGCUGGCCCCACCGGUGAUGCCGGAGAAGGUGGUAUCAAUUCGAAAGGCACAAAGGGCAAUCGUGGUGAACGCGGACCCGAUGGUAUCGAUGGUCUACCUGGUUAUACCGGAAUGAAGGGUUAUAAAGGCGAUAUUGGUUAUCCCGGAAUAGAAGGCUUGAAAGGUGAAAUGGGAUUGAAAGGCUACAAAGGUGAUAUGGCUGAACCAGCUAAUCUGCAAUUGUUUGCUUAUGGUCAAACUGGUGAAAAGGGCGAACCCGGUGAUGGUCAAGACUUGCCAUUGACUUUUUCCAAAGCCACUAAAGGAUACAAGGGCGAUCAAGGGUUUACUGGAUUUAAAGGAUCUUCUGGUGGUGGUGGUGAAACGGGUGAUGGAGGAGCGACUGGUUUACCUGGCCCUCGUGGUGACAUCGGCGAAGCGGGUGAACGCGGAAAGCCCGGUAAGUCUGGUGAGGCUGGUUUUCCUGGAGAAAAAGGUGCUAAAGGUGCACCUGGAUACAAUGGCAGAGACGGUGAAGAUGGUGUAAGAGGAGAUCGCGGUGAUGAUGGAUUUGAUGGCUUUCCUGGCGAACAAGGCCCAACUGGUCCACCUGGAAUUUACGACCCAAAUUUGGAUAAAACAUUCCCUGGCCCACAGGGUCCACAAGGUGAUAUUGGACCACCCGGUAAUCCUGGCUUAUCUGGUAUACCUGGUCAGGCAGGUCGUCGUGGAAUAAUGGGUCCACCUGGUCCCCCGGGUGAUAGGGGUCUGGAUGGCGCACCAGGUCGGCGGGGAAUAAGUGUUAAAGGUGAUGAUGGUGAUUAUGGUGAUAUUGGUCAACCAGGACCGAUGGGACCUCCUGGUAGUCCUGGACUUACAGGACGUCCUGGGCAAAGAGGACAACCAGGUUUGAAUUUAAGAGGACCUAAAGGAUUAUCUGGACGUGCAGGCUUGAAUGCUCAAAAUGGCUUACGUGGUGAUCGUGGUGAAGUUGGAUUGACCGGCGACAAGGGUCAACCUGGUGAUGGUUUAAAUAUUGUGGGACCUCCUGGAGCUGAUGGCCCACCAGGUAAACGUGGACCACCAGGUGUUGAUGGUUUGCCAGGAUGGCCUGGUUUGAUUGGUGAUAAAGGUAUACGUGGUGAUGAUUGUGGAGUAUGUCCGGCUGGGCCUCGUGGGAUAAAGGGUGCCAUGGGCGAUGCUGGAUACAAUGGUUUGCACGGUAUACGAGGUCCUGUUGGUUUGACGGGUGAAAGAGGUCCUAAGGGAUGGCCAGGUAAUCCAGGUCCAAUGGGUCGAAGAGGAAUACCUGGACCUCCUGGAGCCAGCGGAGGUAGAGGUCAGCCUGGAGCACCUGGCAUACACGGUACCACUAUCCAAAUCAAUAACCUUGCUGAACCAGAAGCUGGUGAUAGAGGCGAUGACGGCCAACGAGGUGAACAAGGUACCCCCGGAGACCGCGGAUACAAUGGCAGACCAGGUCUACGUGGAGCAAAAGGUGAAACUGGACUACGAGGAGACUAUGGCGAGAUGGGACGCCCAGGAAGAGAUGGUUCCCCAGGUGCCCCUGGUUAUGAUGGUAAACCAGGCGAAGAUGCCUCAACACCAAAGUUUUAUUUGAUUGGUGAUUCUGGAAGGGAUGGUCUCAAAGGAGGACGAGGAGAACCAGGCAGUCAGGGGCCAAAGGGUGACAAAGGUGAACCCAAUCCUGGUCAAAUUUAUGAUAAUAAAGGUGCAGCCGGAGACAAGGGAGAACUGGGGCCACGUGGUUUCCAGGGACCUCAAGGUGAAAUGGGCGAUCAAGGUAUACCAGGACCAGCAGGUGAUAUUGGUCUGCCUGGGCCAAUCAUUCCAGGUGUAGAAGGAGCUAAAGGGUGGCCCGGUUUGACAGGAGAUUACGGAUUACAUGGAGCUCCUGGAAAUCCUGGUAUGGAUGGAUUACCUGGACUCGAUGGCAUGGUAGGACUUAAAGGCUAUCGAGGCGAGCCUGGACGUAAUGUAUUACCCGGAGAAAUCGGCCCAGAUGGAUAUCCUGGAGUAAAGGGUGAAAGAGGUGAUAUUGGAUUCCCGGGUUUCUCAGGACCUUCUGGUAGGCCCGGCAUCAAGGGAGUGAAAGGAUCAAAGGGAGACGAAGGCGCAUGGGGUUUGCAAGGAUUGCCCGGUAAUAAGGGCCCUCGUGGUGACUAUUUAAUUGGAUAUCCUGGUCGUGAGGGUGCUCCAGGCAGAGAUGGAAGAACCGCUCCACAUGGUCGUAAAGGUGACAAGGGAGUAAUUGGAAGUCAAGGAUCUGUUGGCGUACAAGGUGCAAAAGGUAGCAUCGGCUUCCCAGGAGUGAGAGGUCGAAUUGGUGAUCAAGGAAGACCAGGUGAACCAGGCCAAAUGGGAAGCCCAGGAUGGGCAGGAAUUCCUGGAGAGCAAGGUGAUCGCGGUGAUAUUGGCUACGACGGCAGAUUGGGUGACAGAGGACCUCGUGGUUUACUUGGAAAUAUGGGGCCGAAAGGUCAGUCUGGCGAUGUUGGUUCGAUUGGUCGUGCAGGAGUCCCAGGUAUCCCCGGUCGGAAAGGCGCAAUGGGUGAACGUGGUAUAGUUGGUCGCCCAGGUCCAAAAGGUAAUGCAGCUUACUCUGGAAUAAAGGGUGAAAUGGGUGAGCCAGGUUUGACUGGAAAUCGUGGCUACGACGGAUUACCCGGACCCAAAGGUCAACGAGGUCCUGUUGGCGACACACCAAUCGCGCUAGAUGGAUUGGAAGGAGAAAAAGGAGAAACUGGUGUACCAGGCAGUUACGGUUUGAAUGGUUUGCCCGGACUUAAAGGUGAACAAGGAGACUACGGAUUAACCGGCCUUGCUGGAGAACAAGGUGACAGAGGAGAUGUUGGAUUAACUGGAUAUCGUGGCCGAAAUGGAGUUCCGGGAAGAAAGGGUGUGCCUGGGUCUAUUGGAAUGAUAGGAUUAAGUGGAGAGAAGGGUGACUCCGGGGAGGAAGGAUACCCUGGACUAACUGGUCUUACGGGAGAUCAAGGUGAUGUAGGUGCACCUGGAUCUGUAGGAGCUCAAGGUGAACGUGGUGAGCAAGGAUACCCAGGACGUCCUGGUGUACUACUACGUGGUUUCGCAGAACGUGGUGAUAAAGGCGAACAAGGUUUUCAAGGUGAACAAGGUCCAAUUGGUGAACAUGGUCCAGAUGGUGCUCCCGGUUUUCCUGGUUUUAAAGGCGAACGUGGCGACAUUGGUUAUGCUGGACUUCCUGGUGUAGAUGGUAGUCCCGGUGUAAAUGGAGAAACCGGAGCAAAAGGGUGUCCUGGUCAAACCGGUCCAAUUGCUUCAUUCAUCGAGAAUGGUGACGAGGGUGAACCAGGCUAUGAUGGCUUCCCGGGUCGUCCAGGAAGACUGGGUCCCAAAGGAGCACCUGGUGAACAAGGAGAAUAUGGCGAAAAUGGUUUAAUCGGUCUUCCAGGCGUUAAGAUUAGCGGACCAAAGGGACAAUUUGGUGACGUUGGUUACACAGGUCCACCAGGUCGUAAUGGAUUGCACGGCCGUGUAGGCCUAAAAGGAGAACGUGGUGAUAUUGGUUUUCAAGGCGAACGAGGUGAGCCAGGCUUUGCUAUUCAUGGCAGAUCCGGUGAUGUGGGCGACAUCGGUCCAAUGGGAGCAACCGGUUAUGAUGGACUAAAGGGCGAGCAAGGUGAACAAGGAUUCCAAGGACGCCCUGGCCCAAGAGGUUUCCCAGGUCCACGUGGUCCAUUAGGUGAUGUUGGUUGGAGUGGUGUUGACGGUUUAAAUGGCCUGGAAGGUGUAAAAGGUGAACGUGGCGUAACAUAUGAUUUUAGUUUUGCUCGUCCUGGCGAUCGCGGUGAACCUGGCAUUGAUGGUUUUAAGGGUGAAAUGGGUGACAUCGGUGAAGUUGGCGAAACCGGAAGCAUCGGACUUCGAGGUCAAAAGGGUUACCAGGGUGAUCAAGGUUACAUGGGUAAUAUGGGUCCGGAUGGUCCGAAAGGAGAGCGCGGUAUGCCCGGAUUUGAAGGUCCACCCGGUCUUCAAGGAUAUCCUGGCCCACAAGGUCCUGUAGGCGAACCUGCUCCACCUCCACCACUGCCAAAGAGUCGUGGUUUUGUAUUUACUCGCCACUCACAAUCGGUAGCCAUACCAGAAUGUCCAGCCAAUACAAAUCUUUUAUGGGAAGGUUACUCUCUAGCUGGUAAUAUCGGCAGCAGUAUGACAGUUGGACAGGAUCUUGGUUUGUCUGGUUCAUGUAUGAUGCGUUUCUCAACAAUGCCAUACAUGUUCUGUGAUGUAAACAAUGUGUGUAAUUACGCUCAAAACAAUGAUGACAGCUUAUGGCUAUCUACGGCGGAACCAAUGCCAAUGAACAUGGCGCCAAUACAAUCCUUUGACUUAAUGAAAUUCAUAUCACGUUGUGUAGUCUGCGAGACGACAACGCGUAUAAUUGCAUUGCACAGUCAGAGCAUGAGCAUACCAGACUGUCCGAAUGGUUGGGAGGAAAUGUGGACCGGUUACAGUUAUUUGAUGACUACAACUGAUAAUACUGGCGGUAUUGGACAGAGUUUGGUAUCGCCCGGCUCAUGCUUAGAAAACUUCCGUACGAAUCCGGUUAUUGAGUGUCAUGGUCAUGGCCGUUGUAGCUAUUACGACCCACUCGCAUCCUUCUGGUUGGCAGUAAUCGAAGAACACGAACAGUGGCUGCAACCCAAGCCACAGACACUAAAGGCUGAUCAAACAAGCAAAGUGAGCCGUUGUACUGUUUGCCGUCGCAAGAACGAAUCUUAUCUAAGACGUGCAUACUCAGUGCAAGUGCCCGCCACUGAGUUCCGCAGCGGUCCGGUACGUUUCGCGCCUGAGCCACGCGUAAUAGCACCGUUACCCAUACGCACACGACCAGCAUCGAACACUUAUUAUCGGCCGAUCAACCGACGUCCGGUACCGGGCGGCCGUUCCUACUCACAUGGCGGCCAAAUAACCGACUAUAAUCGGGCAAGUCGCAUACGACGUCCACGUGAAGAUACUUAUGCGCCGUAAAUCAGCAAUAAUUGGACCACAAACCUCUUAUAAAUCCAAAUAGUUAGAAGCUUAAUGUUAUAAUUAAAAAUAUAUAUUGCUUUAAUAUUAAUAACAACAAAAUCAGAAAUGAAAACUAAUGAAAUGGCGUGGGCGUGUGUGACUCUCUCGCUCGUUAGCAAAGCACGCGCCAUUACUGUGUGCCAUUACGACGAAUCGUGAAAAUUUUGUAAAAACCGUAGGAAUAUUUUUUUUUUUACUUCUCUUUAUAAACUCUGUUCUACGAACGAUUGUAGAUUUCGUUUAUAACCUAAAAAUUUACGGUAAUUUCAACAAAGGAAAAUAAUGCUAAAAAAAAAAAUUAAAAUUUAAAACUCCAUUUCGUACACCAAAUACUGCCCAGUUGCGUUAAUAGUUAUGUUAGUAUAAAAAAAUAUUAAAAUUUUGUUUUAUUUUAGUUGAUAUGGAAAUGAAACCAAAUGUGAGCCAAAAUAAUUUAACUUAACUAUUACGUAUAUACAUAUGUACAGCAUAAAUAUGCUAAUGUUAAUAAUAGUAACGAUGAAAUAAUAUAAAAA